GUGGAAAAACAAAUAAAAUAAAUAGAUGGUGAUUACUUUAAUUUUUGAAAAUAUUAUUAACAAAAAUUUUACCUGAAAUUUUAAAAAGUGACGUAAAAAAUGUUAGUACAAAAUAAAAAAAGUAAUGAUAAAAAACUACUAAUAAUAAGAGUAAACAAUUAUACAGAAUACCAGCGCGGCGUAUUCCAGUGGGGCCACCAUCGUAAGCCACAAAAAUGGCGUCUCUGUCGCCGCCCUUUCUCUCUCCCUGAGUCUCUGAACAGAGAAUUCGAUUAUUGCUCCCGGCGAUCGAAGCCAUUGUUUUUCAACAAUGGAGAAACACGUACAGAUCUUACUGAAUAAGAUCUCAUACGCUUCAAUCACCAUAGCCACCGUUGUCCUCCUGGGUCUGAUCAUCCAAACCCCAUCCACCUGCGUGGACCCCACAGCUCCGGAUCAUCCCACUUCCAAGCGGGCCUCCCAAACACUAUUCCCGACGUCCACCUGCGACUACACUCACCGGGCUUUUACCUCCUUGGAGAAGAAGAACAGGCGGCUUUGGAGCUCCAAGAUGUGGAUUCACGCCGUCGACUCGUACAAGGCCUUGUUCUCCACCUUUCAAGCCCAGACCCGGAGCCACCUCUUCAACCACUCUCGGGCUUUGGUCGUUUCCGCCGGUCCCGGCCAGGCUGUUAUGGCGUUGAGGGAAAUGGGGGUGGCGGACGUUACUGGUGUGGAGGUUGUGGAUUCACCUCCGCUGGUCAGCCGGGCUGAUCCCCACAAUCUUCCCUUCUUUGAUGACGUGUUUGAUUUCGGGUUUAGUGGGUACCUUGAUCGGGCCCUUUUCCCAAUCCGCUAUGUUGAGGAGAUGGAGAGGACUGUGAAGAUUGGGGGAAUUUGUGUGGUGGCUGUUGAGGAAUGUGGGGAUGAAGAAGUGAGGGAGAUUGUUAAAUUUUUUAGAAAAUCUCGGUUUCUGAAUGCUAGAAAUGUGAGCUUGGCUGGGGAGGAAAGGACUGCAAUCGUCAUGAGAGUUCAGAAAUAAUCGGAAGCUUCAAGGCGUUGAAGUCUAAUUGUGGUGGUGAUUCUGACUUCUAAGUGAGAUUUAUUUAUGAUCUGCUCUGUUUAAAGAAAACUUAUAAGAGGCGACAAAAACAUGGAAGAUCAGAACCGGGUGCUACACCAUUCAGAUUCUCAGACAAAGUCGUCUUCCUAUGCUUGAUGAACCAUAGGAUAAAAGGUUUGAGCAGCGGUUCAGGUACCUUUGCACGGAUAAAGCUGCAUUCCAGGAUGAAUCCGAAUCAAGUCAAUCAUUCAUUUGGGGUGAAGAAGUGCAGGAAAUGAAGCACUUCUUAGUUUGUAAUUGAAUGGAUAUGAAUGUCCGGCCCACAUGUUUUCUUAUGUCUUUCAAUCUUGGAUUGUUAAGCACACUAAUCUGAAGCUCACUACAGAUAAAUUGAACUCCAAAAUGCCAUGUUAUCUUGGUUUUUUUUUUUUUAAUCAUGUUUGAUUUCGAGUUUCGGCUUAAAUGAUUUAGAAAUUCUGAUAUUA
Molecule: messenger RNA, 1527 nt
Organism: Oldenlandia corymbosa var. corymbosa
Lineage: Eukaryota; Viridiplantae; Streptophyta; Magnoliopsida; Gentianales; Rubiaceae
Source: the annotation of a GenBank genome assembly